AUGCAGACGUCUCUAGUGUUGUUGGUGCUGCUGGCCGUGGCCUCCACCACUGUGGCAAAGCCCAGAAAUCGCUUCACAAGAUACCCAUCAUGGAACAGUAAGAUGUACCCUAUCUGGAAGGACUCGGACGCUCGCUACAAAGACUCUUGGAAAGGUGGAAAAGUGACAUUCAACGUGGGAAACGAUGCUCCUACUCUGACUGGAGCCAAAGUCACCUUCACCAUUGACCUAGAGUACCCACACAACCAAAAGCUUCAACCCAACGGAGAGGUGGUCUGGGCUGAGGACUUUAUACUGAAUGGUACAAAGUACAGUGAAUCGGAGCCCGUGUAUCCGUCAGAGAACAUUGAGGCAGAGGGGGUGUUCCCCGAUGGAAAACCUUUCAACAACGACAAGAAUCCCAGCUACGUGUUUGUGUGGAAGACAUGGGGUCAGUACUGGCAGGUGUCGGACGGCCCGUCCUCCUCCCUGACCAUCGACACCGACGGCGUCCCCCUUGGCUCUUACACCGUGGACAUCGUCAUCUACCACUACCGCAGCAAGCAGAAGUUCAUCCCUAUGGGCUACGCCUCCACUCAGUUCUCCAUCACUGAUCAGAUCCCCUUCGCCGUCUCGCUGGACCAAGUGAACGACAUCGUGGCCGGCGACCUGCGCUUCAUCCAGAACCGGGCCAUCGCCUUCACCAUCGCCCUGCACGACCCCAGCCAGUACCUGCGCACCGCCGACACCACCUUCAACUGGGACUUUGGGGACCAGAGCGGGGCCCUGAUCUCCAGAGAGCUGACAGUGACCCACACCUACAUCCAGGCCGGCUCUUACAAGCCCCAGGUGGUGGUCCAGGCCGUCAUCCCGGACAAGGCCUGUGACCCCCCAGUCGAACCCACUCAGCCCCCCCCGCCCCCCGCCGACCUGGGCACCACAGUGAGGGUGUCAGCGCUGGGCUCUGCUGUCCCUGUUCUGGGGUCCCCCAAGGCCCUCAACGUGAACGCUGCUCCCUCUGACACCGAGGGGGAGAGCCCCGAGGAGGAGGCCUCCACCAGCCUGCCCGCCGCCCGUUCAGCGCUCGCUGGGACCCCAACGCCGUCUCCCACGACGCCGCUCGCCAGGCCCCGCCCGGACCUGCCGGCCGUGAGUACAGCUGGCGGUGUGCGUGCUGGGAAGACUCUGACGGGCCAAGCCGUGGUGGCGGUGGUCUCUAAGCGAGCCGCUGGAGACAAGCCCUCUGAGGACGACGACUGUGUGAUCUAUCGCUACGGCUCCUUCUGCACUGGCAUCCAGGUGAUCGAGGGGAUUGAGAAAGUCGAUAUAAUGCAUAUGGACAAUGCUUUGAUGCCGACGACUGAGAAGCAUGUCAUAGAUCUUACGGUGACCUGCCAGGGAAGCCUCCCCAAAGAGGUGUGUAGUGUGAUCCUGGAUGCAGAGUGCCUGAGACCCCUUCACACAGAGUGCAACAUGGUGGAACCCACCAAGGAAUGCCAGCUGGUGCUUCGUCACUUCUUCAAUAACUCGGGGGUCUACUGCAUUAACGUGUCCAUGGCCAACGAUGUCAGUCUGGCUGUGGCCAGCGCUAAAGUCAGCGUUCACAUGGACUCCAGCCUGUCCCCGACCGGCGCUGGAGCCUUGGUGCUGGGGGUCCUGGCCGUGGCGUUGGCCGUAGGAACAGCGGCAUUCUCCUACAAGCGUUUUAAGGUCUAUCGUCCUCUGAAGGAGGACUUACUGCCGGCAGAGGCUCAGGGCAGCCUGGCCCCAGCCUGCUCUGGAACAACGAUGUUCCAGAACUAUCUGCACCGCCAGGGAGCCGUCGACCACUGUCCUCUACUGCAGGACAGGCUGGUGUGA
Gadus chalcogrammus (walleye pollock) is the source of this 1839-nucleotide messenger RNA. It is a transcript of the gene pmelb, whose product is annotated as premelanosome protein b. Gene Ontology annotation, biological process: melanosome organization. Gene Ontology annotation, cellular component: melanosome. NCBI's taxonomy places the organism in Eukaryota, Metazoa, Chordata, Actinopteri, Gadiformes, Gadidae. The record is from RefSeq and is a predicted model, not a curated record.